GUUUUUUUUUCACUUUCAUUUUCCUUUUCAUUUUGCAUUAUUUAUUAGACUUUGUUUCUUUCGUUUAUUUGUUAUAUUAAAGCUAAACCUGGUUCAUUCAUUUCUUAUUUCCCAUUUAUGUUUUUGUUGACUCAUUCUUGUUUUAUUGUUUUUGAUUGAAAUUUUUGAUAUUCUUGAUUUAUAUUUUUGGCUUUGAGAAUGUCCUUAACCUCUUCGAAACCAGCCGAUUUCCCAAUUAGACGCAUCGAAGUUGCUCCGUUUAAUAAUCAAAUCGAAAUCAUCGAUGGUAUCAUUUCGAGUAAUUCAAAAUAUUCUUUAAAUCAUCCUAAUAAUGGUUCUAAUCGUUCAAGUUACUUGAAUUAUCAUUCUAAUAGAAAUAGCCAUUAUAACUCCAACAAUCAUAAAAAUAAAGGUAAUAAUAAUAAUGACUACAACCAUCAAUCUUCAAAUCAACAAAAUAAAUAUGCCUUGGCUACAGUAGCUGCUGCUGCUGCUGUUCAACAACAACAUAAUUAUAUGACUCAACAACCAACUACACAAUCCAGAUCUCAUUCUAUCUCUCACCCAAUAAGCUAUCAACCACCUCAACAACAGCAUCAUCAUCAUCAACAACAACAACAUCAACCUCAAGUUAAAAACGGGAAUAGUCAAAGAUUUAAAGGAUCUUCAACUAGCUCCUCAAAUUCAACUUCAGGCACCCUAGUAGAUUCGGGUCUUUUCAAUUAUGAUAACUCAAAGUAUUUAAAUAUGAAUAUGAGUACCCCUACUAUCCAAUCAUCUUCUCCAACCUCCUCAUCAACCCAAUUAACCUCCUCUCAUCCAAAUCAUGCUAAUUUGUUGGGUCAAUCUCAAAGUUUUGAUCAACAACAAUUAGAUAGCGUGAAAAAUUCCCACUUAUUAGAUAACUUGAAUUAUAACUUGAACAACUCAAACUUAUUACUUAACCCAACCUCAACUUCCACUAAUUCUCCUCCUAAUUUGUUUUUAAAUACAUCUUAUCCAAAUCCUUUCAAUAAUUCCAACUUGAAAAAUAAUUUUUUAAACAGUCCUUCCUUAUUACCUACAAAUAAUACUUGGAAUUUGAACCCAAGUCCAACAAAUUCACAGACUCCUCUUAAGUCUUCUUCUAUCUGGUCAUCUUCUUUUGAUUCAAAUCCUUCUCCUUUACAACCUUUAUCUACUUCUAAAUCUACUUUAAGUGCAUUCAAUUCAAAUUCUAAUAAUCAAUUUGGUGGCUCUAGUAUGUGGUGA
Messenger RNA from Hyphopichia burtonii NRRL Y-1933, 1251 nucleotides. RefSeq lists its product as uncharacterized. Lineage: Eukaryota; Fungi; Ascomycota; Pichiomycetes; Serinales; Debaryomycetaceae. The record is from RefSeq and is a predicted model, not a curated record. Bases 199 to 1251 code for a protein of 350 amino acids. The transcript has a single exon.